CCUUGAUCAAAUCGCCCCAGGCGCCCUGUUUUCACCGUCGUCCAACAUAAGGCCCUAUAUGCUAAAACCUAAAGGCUGCGCCUGCAAUUUUUGAGCUUAUUUGAUUUUUUAAAAGGAUACCAAUUUUUCGUUUUUCAGUUUGAAACUUACCAACACCAUUUUCCUGAAAAUCGGGAUGAAAAGCAACCAAUAUUGAUAUCGCUGCAUAAGCUGAGGUUGAGCUGAGGGAACCAGGAAGCAAGUGAUGACGUGGCUGCUGCGCGUGGCGGGGCUGUGGUCUGUGGGUGACCUGUCUGGUGGCUCCCCCUGCAGGCGAUGACGUGGCCGCUGCGCGUGGCGGGGCUCCGCUCGCCGGGCCCGGUACCGGCCGGCUGGCUGGGCCGCCGCUGGUGGCGCCGCCGCUGCACCGCCGCCUCUGCGGCCGCCGCCGACAGCGAGCUGUUCCACCCGGGCGAGCGGCCGGCCGCCGACCUCGACUGGCCCUACCUGCUCUGCGCCCAGAACGCCGCCGCCAUCGCCGCCGACGUGCAGCGCCGCAAGGGCGUCGGCGACGUGCGCCGCGUGCAGCAGCUGCACGCGCAGUACCGGACCGCGCCGCCGGCCGGCCGGGCCGAGCUGCUGCGCCAGCUCAGUGAGGAGGCGCUGCGGCUGCCCAACCGCACCCGGCCCGACCGGCCCGGCGCCGAGCCGCAGCAGAUGGUCCCCGUCAAAACCGUCGGCCAGAAGCCCCACUUCGACUUCCCCGUGAAGGACUUCCGGCACCGCGCCGAGAAGCUCAACAUGUUCAGGAUGGAGAACCUGGGCCUGCUGACCGGCAGCAGGACGUAUUACCUGAAGCACGAGCUGGCCGAGCUGGAGGCGGCGCUGGUGAGCUUCGCGCUGCGCCGGCUGCUCUCGGCCGGCUUCCAGCUGGUGUCGGUGCCCGAUCUGCUCAACAGCUCCGUCCUGGAGGCGUGCGGUGUGUCCGUGCACGGUGACAGGACCAUGGUAUAUUCUCUGGACGAGGCGCAUCACGGCGACGUGUGCCUCUCGGGGACGGCCGAGAUGGCACUGGGAGCUCUGGUGUCCGGCCGCCGGCUGCCUGCCGACCGGCUGCCGCUCCGGCUAGCCGCCGUCUCGCGCUGUUUCCGACCAGAGGUCUCCAACCUGGAGAGCGAGGCGGGCAUCUACAGGGUCCACCAGUUCACUAAGGUGGAGAUGUUCGGCGUGUGUGCGGCAGAUACGGCCGUGUCCGGCGCCCUCCUCGACGAGUUUGUCGCCAUCCAGGAGAGUAUCUUCACUGACCUCGGACUGCACUUUAUCGUCUACGAUAUGCCGCCGCACGAACUGGGCGCGCCGGCCUACCGCAAGUACGACAUCGAGGCGUGGAUGCCGGGCCGGCGGAUGUACGGCGAGGUGAGCAGUGCCAGCGACUGCACAGACUACCAGAGCCGGCGGCUGGCGGUGCGCGACUGCGCCGGCCGCCGGCUGCACACAGUGAACGGCACGGCCUGCGCGGCGCCGCGCACCCUGCUCGCCCUGGUCGAGACCGGACAGCAGCGCGACGGCACGGUGGCCGUGCCGCCGGCCCUGCGGCCGCUCCUCGGCGGGAGAGAGGUGCUGCGACCGCGCGCCGGCCGCGCUCAGUGGCUCAAGGGCCACCAGCUGCGACUGGCCGCCGACUGACAGGUCAUAUCACCGGCUGCGUCUGGUCAGCCACCAGCCGCUGAGUGACGGAUCAGCUCACCGGCCUUUGACAGGUCAGGUCACUAACUGCGGCUGGCUGCCGAGUGACGGGUCAGGUCACCGGCCGCGCUCAGUGGCUCAAAGGCCACCAGCUGCGACUGGCCGCCGACUGACGCGUCAGCUCUGACCGGCCGCGCACGGCUCAGUCGCUACCAGGUCACUGGCUGCCCAGUGACGGGUGACGGGUCAGGUCACCGGCCGCGCUCAGUGGCUCAAAGGCCACCAGCUGCGACUGGCCGCUGACUAAUGGGCCAGGUCACCGUCGGAUCAAGUCACCGGCCGCGCCCUUUGGCUCAAGGACCGCCAGUUGCAGCCGGCUGUCGAGCGGGAUGCGGGACGGCGCUGGGCAGGGACGGAUGAGUGUCUCUAGUUGGCUUGUAAUGUUAUGCAAUAUGAUGAGAUGCAAUAGUGAUGUUAGUGAUGUAUUUAUAGUCACCGUGAGUGAUGUAACUGUGAUCCUGGCGUGUCUUUAUGUCAGUUUCUGGCCGUACAGCUUGUUGAUUCGUUACCUCGUUAUCACGGUAUAUAAAUUGUAUACGGUAUGC
This is a messenger RNA of Amphibalanus amphitrite, 2270 nucleotides long. Its product is annotated as serine--tRNA ligase, mitochondrial-like. Gene Ontology annotation, molecular function: ATP binding; tRNA binding; serine-tRNA ligase activity. The transcript has 6 exons. Lineage: Eukaryota; Metazoa; Arthropoda; Thecostraca; Balanomorpha; Balanidae. The record is from RefSeq and is a predicted model, not a curated record. Gene Ontology annotation, biological process: mitochondrial seryl-tRNA aminoacylation. Bases 316 to 1665 code for a protein of 449 amino acids. Gene Ontology annotation, cellular component: mitochondrion.